Aspergillus homomorphus CBS 101889 is the source of this 3931-nucleotide messenger RNA. RefSeq lists its product as uncharacterized. NCBI's taxonomy places the organism in Eukaryota, Fungi, Ascomycota, Eurotiomycetes, Eurotiales, Aspergillaceae. The transcript is spliced from 2 exons. The record is from RefSeq and is a predicted model, not a curated record. Gene Ontology annotation, biological process: transmembrane transport. The coding region runs from base 239 to 3712 and encodes 1157 amino acids.
CUUGCGCCCAUCCCAAUAGUCCUUCACGUCAAGUCAUCCAAAACCGUUCCGUUCCGUUCCCCGAUUCAUCGCUGGGUUGUUUUCCGUUCGCAAAGGUUCGCGCGGUCAUCAGGCUUACUGGGGAUAUCUUGUGGUUCUAUCGUCGAGGCAAGACACUGCUAGGACAACGUGGAUUGAUUCGUUUACGAGGGGGCUGACCUCCCCGAGGAGGUCAUCCCAGCUACCCAGAGGGACCGAAAUGAGUCCGCAACGCGGCGCAAAACGGAUCGAUAAUCCUGUCACCAUGGUAGUCUCACGUCAAUAUGAACCCGAUGUCCCUGGAACUCAAUUAUGUGGAUUGCAAGCUCGACGAUCGCAGCGCUUUCCACGAUCCCGACCGCGAUGGCGCAGAGGUCGGUCCGUGUUUGGUGGAGUGAGCUGGAUGUUUUUGGUCUUAGUAGUGUUGUGUACAUGCCCGACUUACGCGGCGUUAUUGAAUUUCGACAACUGUUUGAAUGCGGCUGUCAUCGAAUCGAAUCCGCGACAACUUCAGUUCGUUCCGCUCGACGUGUCGGUCGCUUUCAACUUGAAAGACUCUCUCAACCCCCUCAACAUCACGGUCUAUGGAAACGUUUCAGGAACGGCUAAUGGGGAAACCUAUCCAAGCCCGGAUAGUCCCGACUGGUCCAACCCGAAUGAUACCGUGGGAAAGAUCGUGGAUGUGGACUUUUCAAGUAACAAAUUGAGCACUCUUGUGUCGGAGAUCAACGUGCUCAGUUGGAAUCCAUACCAUGAUGCGUCGGAAUUCUGUGACUCUGUCACUCAGGGGAGCUGUCCACUGGGUCCUGUGUUCUACGCUAAUGCGAGCGAUCUUUCCGCCUUGCGAGCCUUUUCCGUCCAACAUGACAUGCAAUCCGCGUACCAUUUCUCGACCUUGUCGGCACGCCUAUUGAUCAAGUCCGCCGAUGCGGCUGCCACAAGGAUCGGUUGUGUCAGUGUAGAUAUCACUCCUGAUCUCGGGACGUCUCUUCGAAACACAAUUACCUACAUCCCAGUGGUUAUUCUCUUGCUGGUCGGGAUCGCUACCGUCACUGCAGCUAUUUACAGCCCAUGGGGAACUACCGAUCCUUUCCACUGGACUAGCAACUAUGGACGCGAUGAGGACGUCCUUCGUCUAGUGACGCCGGGCUUUGGGGAUUGCCUCAACUACAUUCAGUUCGCGGUGCUUACUGGUGCCCUGUCAUUGGAUUACCCUGGCUACUAUCAACCUGUGGUCAGCCAAGUUGCCUGGUCAUCCCUCAUGUUCAACCAAAGCCUCUCGGCCCCCGGAAAGGAGCGGAAUCCUGUAGUCGAUGGCGUCUAUACUGUCAAUGCUACCUACGGACUGGAUAGAUUGAAUCAAUAUGUGGGGUUGCCAACAUCCCGCGACAUCUGGCCCGGAAUGAUGGUCUGGAUGCUUGUGAUUGUGGUCUCAGUCACAGUCAUUAUUCAAAUAGCCUUCGGGCUUCGCACCCUCCAUCGUACAAUUGCUCAUGUGCCGGAAGAAGACCUUCGUUCAAAAAACAUGCCUUUCACCAUUGGAAACGUCAUCCGGAUCGUGUUCAACUAUUUGCUGCUGCCACUUAUCUCUUUCUCGUUCUUUCAAUUAGUGAUUGCCGGCCAUUCUCCAGCAUAUUGUGUUGUCUUAGCGGUUGUGGUCAUCUUGAUCCUGGCAUCAUUCUCUAUUUGGACAACUCGCUUGAUCGCGACCACGCGCCCUAAAUCCUACUUAUUCGAUGACCUGUCGACGGUCCUCCUCUAUGGCCCGCUGUACAACACUUUCUGCGACGAUGCUGCCGCCUUUGCUCUGGUACCAAUCUUUCUCUCGUUCGCCAGGGGUAUUGCUAUUGGAGCCUUGCAGCCGUCAGGAAUCGCUCAAAUUGUGCUCCUCGCCAUUUGCGAAGUGGUCUCACUGCUGACCAUAGUGGCGUUUCGACCGUUCGCAUCUCCCACCUCCAUGAACCUUUAUCAUGCCUGCUUCUCAAUCAUCCGUUUUCUCACCAUCUUGCUAAGCAUCGUCUUUGUCCCCUCAUUGGGUGUUUCGCAGGCUGCACGGGGUUGGAUCGGAUAUAUUAUUCUUUUCCUACACGCCCUAGUGCUUGUUUUCGGUUUCUUCCUUAAUGCCCUCCAGACCUUGAUCGAAGUCAUCGCACGUCUUGCCGGAGCGGGAGGUAACGAAGGUGGUGUAACUCGAGGUGGCCUGGUUAAGGUAUUUGGUAUGCGGCAGCUGUCACGUCGUGUGCCCAGGCAAAGUGUCGGUACGCGUCAGAGCAUGGGCUCAGAGGCGGCGAUGUUGGCCCAUACCGACGACCGGCUCUCUUCCCAAUUUGAUGGAUCCAGACCGCGAAGUCUUUCCGGAAGCUCUGCUAUGCUUCUGCACCGGGCGGGUGCGAGUGAAGGCCGUGCUAGUGCCUUCUUCGAGUCAGGAAGCGCACAGGGUGGAACUCACAGUCGAGCAAAUAGUAGCGGAUUUUUUACGCCAUCGACGCCCGGUGGGUUUGCUGGCGCAGGCUAUCAGACACCGGGUAGCAAUUCUCCCAAGAGCGGACCAGUCUUCGCCAUGCAUCCGCAUGAUCCCUAUUACCGACCACCCAGGCCGCGCAAGAAGAUUAUCGAGAUCGGCGUAUCGAGGGAGAAGUCUCGAGCAAGAAAACGAGCGGCCAGCUAUGGGGAUGUCGAUGACGAUAUUAUGGAAGGCCCGUCAAUUUCUGGAAGAAAUACACCUGUUCCCGCAUACCUCCCAGCACCCAAAGACGAUCUCGACUUGGAGGAUCCUCGUCAGUCUAGAAAGGACUAUGCAGUGCGCGAGGUCGAUUUCUAUUACCGUGUGAGGGGUCCCCCGCUAUCACAGUCAGGCACACGCAAAUUGAAGACAGGCCCUGCUGACCCCACGGGCCCUGUUUCGUCUGCGACUGGCUUCUUCCGAAACUUGCUCAGAGGGAAGACCAAGGAGAAAGGGAAGGGAUUCGAAGUUGUCCGGAGUGCUAGGGCACCACCGGCAGGUCUAUUCCCGGAGGGCGAGGAUUUCCAUGAGCCGUAUGCAGAUGAGCCCGAGGAGCCUGGGGCCGCAGAUCAUGCCCAUCAAGAGUCUGAUAGUUCUCAUGAGUAUGAAGAUUCUGAAGGUGAGGGUCACGAACGGACCCCGGACAUCGCAAUCACGCUACCAAACGUUGAUACGGGGGGCGCCAUUGAGCUUCCAAGUCGCGUAGGCUCUCACCACAGCUCUCAACCUCCCUCCACUGAACCACAGAACACACAGCAAGACAGCACUAUCGGCGCACACGCUGAAGAGACAUCAUUAUCACGCGAAAUGGUUCCCGAGCCCGCUGCGGGGGAGCCGGCCGUUUCCAAUCAGCCUGAAGAUUUUACUCCUGCCCAGUCUCAAAAUCAUCUUCAUCCCUCGGCAUCCGUGGCUGGCCGAUUGCCGUUCAGUGCGGCCAGUUCUCCCUCGCGGGAUCGCAACUUAUCUAUUGCCUCAACAACCGCCUCAACUACCUCCAGCCGUCGGCAUGGAAAUGCGGAGAACUUACGCAUCGAGCGCCCGUCUAGUAUGGGCUACGUCGCUCAGUAUCGUACGCAGGAUAAGAUCCAUGAAGCCAGUCCAGAUGAGCCAUCUUUUGCAGGCAGUGCUGCUGAGCUGGUAACCGAAGCACAUCACCCAGACGGUGACCGCCAAAGCAGCAACUCAAAAUAGUUCUAUCUACCCGUGUCACUACUCCGAUCUUCCUUUUCCUCUCACGAAUCUCCUUCUUAUUCGCUGUCACCUUUUCCAAAAAUCAUUCUGCGCCGGAGUUUGUGAUAUACGCUUGGGUCUCGCCACAUAUGCAUCAUCAGUAUUCCAUCGCAAUCUGCUGGUCAGCGUGUUUCUGUUUUCCUCGCCACUUUUUUCUAUUCUACAAGCGUUCCAUCUCCG